Messenger RNA from Solanum pennellii, 363 nucleotides. RefSeq lists its product as uncharacterized. The record is from RefSeq and is a predicted model, not a curated record. Lineage: Eukaryota; Viridiplantae; Streptophyta; Magnoliopsida; Solanales; Solanaceae. Bases 1 to 363 code for a protein of 120 amino acids. The transcript has a single exon.
AUGACAAGGCCAGAUAUUAGCUUUGCAGUUCAAACAUUGAGUCAAUUCUUACAAAGUCCAAAGAAGUCACACAUGGAAGCAGCUAUUAGAAUUGUUAAAUAUGCAAAGAGACAGCCUGCUAUGGGAAUAUUAUUGAGUAGUAAAAAGGAAAACAAGUUGACAGCAUAUUGUGAUACAGACUGGGCAUCAUCUCCAAAUACAAGAAGAUCUGUAACAGGGUUUAUAAUUAAACAUCGAGAGUACUUGGUAACAUGGAGAUCCAAGAAGCAAGCAACCAUAUCUAGAAGUUCAGCAGAAUUAGAGUAUAGGAGUUGGUUUGGCUUGCAGCAUUAUUCAAGGAACUUGGAGAGGAAUUGGAAAUGA